Messenger RNA from Papaver somniferum (opium poppy), 933 nucleotides. RefSeq lists its product as uncharacterized. The record is from RefSeq and is a predicted model, not a curated record. The transcript is spliced from 2 exons. Bases 186 to 605 code for a protein of 139 amino acids. NCBI's taxonomy places the organism in Eukaryota, Viridiplantae, Streptophyta, Magnoliopsida, Ranunculales, Papaveraceae.
UCUGUCUGUGUUCUUGGCAAGUGGUGGUUACUUGUGGAACAGAUUUCAUAAUUUCCUAUUUUACUAGUCUCUUUGUCUUGUGUCUAUGUUCUUGGCAAGUGGUGGUCACUUGUGGAAUAAAUUUUAAAGCUGUUUUUUGACGGCAAGGGCUUCUAGGAAUUUUAUUAAAAACUUAUUAUAUCAAAAUGCAAAUUUUUACAGCUCCUGUUGGUUCUACUUUCAAUCUAGGAUUCAAUGAAAAUGUCAGUUCUGGAAAUUCUGGUGCUAGUGUAGUUUGGUCAGUAUCCUGCACAUCAGUUUCUCAAACUGUGUUUACUUCUUCCGGUGUGGUUUUCAACUCUGCUACUGUAUCGAACUUUUCUUCAGAUGUUUAUGUUAAUCGGUUUACUGACUAUGCUAUGAUGAGCAAUCCAAUUAUAGAAAUUUUUUCAGAUAGAGAUGUUUUGGAACCAACCUCUAUUGCUACUCUUCCGCCGGAACCUAUUGUUACUGAUGAAGAAUUUCAAAAGGAGGUUAAUCUCAUGAUGAUGGAUACUGUGGAUUCGAUGGAUGCAGAGCCUUCUUUAGCUCAUGACCUUUUCAGAAAAACAGGGAGGAAAUCCUGAUACUUCUUUGGCGCCAUCUUUCAUCAAAAAUAAAUUAGUGGAGUUAAGAUUGAAUGAGGUUUUUUCUUUUGGUAACCCUUUCACUUGGUGUAAUCGAAGAUUUAAAAAUCCUUCUGAGAUGAUUUUUGAAAAAUUAGAUAGAGGUUUUAUGAAUGACUCUUGGGUAGAUGUUCUUCCUCGAACUCGUAUUACUAAUAUUGCUAGAGUCUACUAUGAUCACCGCCCUAUUCUGCUCAAGUGCUUUCACAAUGAACAUAAUCUGUAUAUUCCUUAUAAUUUUUUUUAAGUGUUGGCAGUUAAGUCCUGAAUUUAAGAAUGUUCUUACAAA